AUGUAUCAAUCACUGCUACCUUGUCCCCCCCUUACUCCCCCUUUCUGCCUUCCUUCCGCUCCCUCAACCAUCGAAAUCUCCUCCCACCCUUUUCCACAUUGUCUUCUCUCUCGAUCCCUCCCUGCUCCCCACAACGCAGUUGCAGCAAGGCACUGGCAGAGGAGCAAGCGGGCUGCCGUAACAAGGUGUGAGCUCACUGCAGCAAGGCGUGAGCUCACUGCAGCAAGGCGUGAGCUCACUGCAGCAAGGCGUGAGCUCACUGCAGCAAGGCGUGAGCUCACUGCAGCAAGGCGUGAGCUCACUGCAGCAAGGCGUGAGCUCACUGCAGCAAGGCGUGAGCUCACUGCAGCAAGGCGUGAGCUCACUGCAGCAAGGCGUGAGCUCACUGCAGCAAGGCGUGAGCUCACUGCAGCAAGGCGUGAGCUCACUGCAGCAAGGCGUGAGCUCACUGCAGCAAGGCGUGAGCUCACUGCAGCAAGGCGUGAGCUCACUGCAGCAAGGCGUGAGCUCACUGCAGCAAGGCGUGAGCUCACUGCAGCAAGGCGUGAGCUCACUGCAGCAAGGCGUGAGCUCACUGCAGCAAGGCGUGAGCUCACUGCAGCAAGGCGUGAGCUCACUGCAGCAAGGCGUGAGCUCACUGCAGCAAGGCGUGAGCUCACUGCAGCAAGGCGUGAGCUCACUGCAGCAAGGCGUGAGCUCACUGCAGCAAGGCGUGAGCUCACUGCAGCAACGCGUGAGCUCACGCAGCAACGCGUGAGCUCACUGCAGCAAGGCGUGAGCUCACUGCAGCAAGGCGUGAGCUCACUGCAGCAAGGCGUGAGCUCACUGCAGCAACGCGUGAGCUCACUGCAGCAACGCGUGAGCUCACUGCAGCAACGCGUGAGCUCACUGCAGCAACGCGUGAGCUCACUGCAGCAACGCGUGAGCUCACUGCAGCAACGCGUGAGCUCACUGCAGCAACGCGUGAGCUCACUGCAGCAAGGCGUGAGCUCACUGCAGCAAGGCGUGAGCUCACUGCAGCAACGCGUGAGCUCACUGCAGCAAGGCGUGAGCUCACUGCAGCAAGGCGUGAGCUCACUGCAGCAAGGCGUGAGCUCACUGCAGCAAGGCGUGAGCUCACUGCAGCAAGGCGUGAGCUCACUGCAGCAAGGCGUGAGCUCACUGCAGCAAGGCGUGAGCUCACUGCAGCAAGGCGUGAGCUCACUGCAGCAAGGCGUGAGCUCACUGCAGCAAGGCGUGAGCUCACUGCAGCAAGGCGUGAGCUCACUGCAGCAAGGCGUGAGCUCACUGCAGCAAGGCGUGAGCUCACUGCAGCAAGGCGUGAGCUCACUGCAGCAAGGCGUGAGCUCACUGCAGCAAGGCGUGAGCUCACUGCAGCAAGGCGUGAGCUCACUGCAGCAAGGCGUGAGCUCACUGCAGCAAGGCGUGAGCUCACUGCAGCAAGGCGUGAGCUCACUGCAGCAAGGCGUGAGCUCACUGCAGCAAGGCGUGAGCUCACUGCAGCAAGGCAUGAGCUCACUGCAGCAAGGCGUGAGCUCACUGCAGCAAGGCGUGAGCUCACUGCAGCAAGGCGUGAGCUCACUGCAGCAAGGCGUGAGCUCACUGCAGCAAGGCGUGAGCUCACUGCAGCAACGCGUGAGCUCACUGCAGCAACGCGUGAGCUCACUGCAGCAAGGCGUGAGCUCACUGCAGCAAGGCGUGAGCUCACUGCAGCAAGGCGUGAGCUCACUGCAGCAAGGCGUGAGCUCACUGCAGCAAGGCGUGAGCUCACUGCAGCAAGGCGUGAGCUCACUGCAGCAAGGCGUGAGCUCACUGCAGCAAGGCGUGAGCUCACUGCAGCAAGGCGUGAGCUCACUGCAGCAAGGCGUGAGCUCACUGCAGCAAGGCGUGAGCUCACUGCAGCAAGGCGUGAGCUCACUGCAGCAAGGCGUGAGCUCACUGCAGCAAGGCGUGAGCUCACUGCAGCAAGGCGUGAGCUCACUGCAGCAAGGCGUGAGCUCACUGCAGCAAGGCGUGAGCUCACUGCAGCAAGGCGUGAGCUCACUGCAGCAAGGCGUGAGCUCACUGCAGCAAGGCGUGAGCUCACUGCAGCAACGCGUGAGCUCACUGCAGCAAGGCGUGAGCUCACUGCAGCAAGGCGUGAGCUCACUGCAGCAAGGCGUGAGCUCACUGCAGCAACGCGUGAGCUCACUGCAGCAACGCGUGAGCUCACUGCAGCAAGGCGUGAGCUCACUGCAGCAACGCGUGAGCUCACUGCAGCAAGGCGUGAGCUCACUGCAGCAAGGCGUGAGCUCACUGCAGCAAGGCGUGAGCUCACUGCAGCAAGGGGUGAGCUCACUGCAGCAAGGCGUGAGCUCACUGCAGCAAGGCGUGAGCUCACUGCAGCAAGGCGUGAGCUCACUGCAGCAAGGCGUGAGCUCACUGCAGCAACGCGUGAGCUCACUGCAGCAACGCGUGAGCUCACUGCAGCAACGCGUGAGCGUGUGCACAAAUUUACCAGCGCGCUGCCGCAACAAGGCUGCCGCAGGAAUUUGCCAGCGCCGCAAACAAGGCAGCAGCGCACAAGCCGCCAGCAUGCUACAAGGUGCCAGCGCGCUGCGAGGGCACCUGCAAGGCGCCAAACGUAAGGCGCCAGCGCGUUAG
Molecule: messenger RNA, 2643 nt
Organism: Closterium sp. Naga37s-1
Lineage: Eukaryota; Viridiplantae; Streptophyta; Zygnematophyceae; Desmidiales; Closteriaceae
Source: the annotation of a GenBank genome assembly